AUGAAAUUGAUUAACAAAGCAUGUCGCCUCUCAUCCCCAUUUCCGAACUCCAAGGCGAUUCUAAGAGCAGGAGUGUUAUUCGGUUCUUCAAUGGCAGACCAGUACCAGCAUCCGACAAUUGUCCAGAAAGUAGCUAAUCAGUUGCAUCUGAGCUCCAGCCUCUCAAACAGGGUCCAGCCUAGUUAUGGUGGCUUCCAACAGCCGUCUGUGUACCAGAGGCGGUUUGCGUAUGGAAACUAUAUGAAUGCUGCCUUGCAACAGCCCAUGUCUUGCUCGGCCACUCAGGACCUAUCAUUGAUCUGUGCGAAUGCCUCCCCGGUUUUUGUGCAGGCACCCCAAGAGAAAGGGUUUGCCAGCUUUGCCAUUGACUUCCUCAUGGGGGGAGUCUCAGCUGCCGUUUCGAAAACAGCAGCUGCCCCUAUCGAGCGUGUGAAGCUUUUGAUCCAGAACCAGGAUGAGAUGAUCAAGGCUGGCAGGCUUUCUGAACCAUACAAGGGGAUUGGUGAUUGUUUCAAGAGAACGAUUCAGGAAGAAGGAUUUGGAUCAUUGUGGAGAGGCAACACUGCUAAUGUCAUCCGUUAUUUCCCCACUCAGGCUCUGAACUUUGCAUUCAAGGAUUACUUUAAGAGGCUCUUCAACUUCAAGAAAGAUCGCGACGGCUACUGGAAAUGGUUCGCCGGAAACCUCGCGUCUGGUGGUGCUGCUGGUGCCUCGUCACUGCUCUUCGUCUACUCGUUGGAUUAUGCCCGUACUCGUCUCGCCAAUGAUGCCAAGGCUGCCAAGAAGGGAGGUGAGAGGCAGUUCAAUGGUCUGAUUGAUGUCUACAGAAAGACCCUAAAAUCUGAUGGUAUUGCUGGUCUGUACCGUGGGUUCAACAUCUCGUGUGUCGGUAUCAUUGUCUAUCGAGGCUUGUACUUUGGAAUGUACGACUCCUUGAAGCCAGUACUCUUGACUGGAUCGUUGCAGGAUAGUUUCUUCGCCAGCUUUGCCCUCGGGUGGCUCAUCACCAAUGGGGCCGGGCUCGCCUCGUACCCGAUUGACACUGUCCGUAGAAGGAUGAUGAUGACAUCUGGUGAGGCCGUCAAGUACAAGAGCUCCUUGGAUGCUUUUGCCCAGAUUCUAAAGAACGAGGGUGCCAAGUCUCUUUUCAAGGGCGCGGGUGCAAACAUCCUUCGUGCCGUUGCUGGUGCUGGUGUGCUGGCAGGCUACGAUAAGCUCCAGGUCAUUGUUUUCGGCAAGAAGUAUGGCUCUGGUGGGGCUUAA
Molecule: messenger RNA, 1263 nt
Organism: Striga hermonthica
Lineage: Eukaryota; Viridiplantae; Streptophyta; Magnoliopsida; Lamiales; Orobanchaceae
Source: the annotation of a GenBank genome assembly